Messenger RNA from Hibiscus syriacus, 599 nucleotides. RefSeq lists its product as uncharacterized. The coding region runs from base 165 to 551 and encodes 128 amino acids. The transcript has a single exon. The record is from RefSeq and is a predicted model, not a curated record. NCBI's taxonomy places the organism in Eukaryota, Viridiplantae, Streptophyta, Magnoliopsida, Malvales, Malvaceae.
GAAACGUUAGGGUGAAGGAGGGGACCCUCAAUCUAAGACUCUUAGCAUAAAGAAGUUGUUAACUUGGGAGAGCAGUUGAACGAAACAAAUUUCCUAAACCACAUUCACCACCAAACACCCUUUUAAUUUUUGAGUAGAAAAAUAGGCGACGAUGAGAAGCAACCAUGGUCACUACUGAAGAAUUCAGCUUCCCUUCCCCCACCACUGAUUUGUUCCCAUGCGGCAUCGAAUCACCGCCGUUAUGGAACGUAUCUCCGUCAGUAUCUCCCGGCCGGAAAGCCAAAGGUAAAGAAGGAGAAGACGACAAGUGUCUGAACAAAGAAGAAGGUGAUAAUGAAGAGGAGAAGAUGGACAUGUUGUGGGAGGAUUUCAAUGAAGAAUUGGGAGGUGGAAUAAGAAGACAAGAUAUGAAGUUAUCGAAGAGCAAUGGACGCAUGCUUUCUCCAAACCCAAGGAAGGUAGGCAUGCGAAUUUUCAUGAGGGUUUUGAGAAAACUCUUUUUGCUCCAUAAUUCUCAGGUUAAACAUUCCACAUGCCAAAUAUCCCUCUGAUUGUUUUCUGUAUAUUUGUUGCUCAGAAAUUAUCCUCCAAGUUUUCAU